Xiphophorus maculatus (southern platyfish) is the source of this 1281-nucleotide messenger RNA. Its product is annotated as mastin-like. Lineage: Eukaryota; Metazoa; Chordata; Actinopteri; Cyprinodontiformes; Poeciliidae. Gene Ontology annotation, biological process: proteolysis. Gene Ontology annotation, molecular function: serine-type endopeptidase activity. Bases 453 to 782 code for a protein of 109 amino acids. The transcript has 3 exons. The record is from RefSeq and is a predicted model, not a curated record.
CAGUGUCCUCCUCUCCACCACAGUUUCCAGGGACUCCAGCCUUAGUCCCAGUACAGAGCCAGCUUUCCUGAUGAUUUUCUCCAGUCUAUUAGAGAUAUUCUCAUCUCUAUAAAAAUGUCCACCUCCUAAAAGUUUAAACUUUAUUUCCUUCAAACAAAAAAUUACUUGGCACCGAGAUGUGCCCUGCUUGGUGCGCAUGAGCAGUUCUUUUUCAUCUCAUAUUUCUGUUUAAUCAGUUUAUUAACAGGAAACACAAUUUAUUUGACAUUAUUCUUAUAAUUCAGCCCAGAGGAAACGAUGAUGGCGAUCAUCAUAGAUUAUUUCCUUGUUUCCGGAUUCGCUGCGAGAUGGCACAGCGUGUGACCUCUGACCUGCGCCAUGUGGAUCUGUUAGUCCUGCCGUGGACGUGGACUGCUGGUUGGUUCGUCUGUGGACCUCAUCGGUGAUCCAGGAUGUGUUUGACAGGAACCAGACCCUCAGGAGCAGAAACGCUCGGCGCUGCUGCUCGUCAAACACCGGAGCUGCGAGGACAGAACCAAAGAUGGCGACCUGGUCCUGCUGCAGCUGUGAUCAGGCUGGUCAGCCUGGCGGCUGAACGCAGCUUCUUCCCCGAUGGACUGAAAGUCUGGCUCAGCGGCUGGGGGCGGAGCCUAAGCGACGCUUAUUUUCCGUCUCCUGAGACGCUGCAGGAAGUCGAGCUUCCCAUCAUGUCAAACAUCGAGUGCAGCGCCACGUACGGCUGCGUCACGCCCAACAUGAUCUGCGCCGGGCCGGACUUAUGAGAUAAAGGGUUCUGUGACGCAAGUCUGGUUCUGUUCUCCUCUGGGGUCCGGUUCACUCUGCUGCUGGAGACAGACUUGUCUGGAGUGUCGGUGACCUGUCUGACCCGUGUGCGGCUAGCGCUGAGCCUUGGUGGCGCUCAGCGCUAGCCGCUGAGUUCAGGCCGGUGUGGCUAGCUUCGCUCAGCGUUUCGGCCCGGUUCCCUGGAGUCUACAGCCGGGUUUUCUGGUACCGGGCGUGGAUCGACAGCCAGGCCCAUCGGGACCGACCCGGUUACGUCACAUUCUACCAGGCGUCCGGCGUGUCUGCGACCCACUGGGGGUCCGCGGCCCUCGUGUUGAGCCUCCUGCUGGGCGUCUGGCUGAAAACGGCUGCAGGUGAUUCAUGACCAGAUUCAUUUAAACUUUGUGUAAAAUGCACUGUAAAUAAUCUGAUUCAUCCAAGAAAAGCUCUUGUAUUUAUUUGAGUAAAAUCUAAAAUCAGUAAACAGUGUUUCACUUU